Capsaspora owczarzaki ATCC 30864 is the source of this 4050-nucleotide messenger RNA. RefSeq lists its product as hypothetical. The transcript has 9 exons. Bases 1 to 4014 code for a protein of 1337 amino acids. The record is from RefSeq and is a predicted model, not a curated record. Gene Ontology annotation, molecular function: protein binding; guanyl-nucleotide exchange factor activity. NCBI's taxonomy places the organism in Eukaryota, Filasterea, Ministeriida, Capsasporidae.
AUGAGUGACGCGGCAGAGUCGACCUCCGCUGCAGCACCAGCAGCAGUGCCAGAAGCAGUCCCAGAAGCAGCUCCAGCAGCAGCACCAGCAGCAGUGCCAGCGAGCGACGAAACCGCCGCCGCUUCCUCAUCGCAGCCGCAGCCGCCGCCGCCGCACCACGCCGGGUCGUCCAUCGCCGUCUCGCAGUCCUUUUCCUCGGGCGACGGCCUCGCUGGCUCUGGCUCGGGCUCGUCCCUCGGCCGCUCGGCUUCGUCCGCAGCGUCUGUGCAGCGCAUUGUGCUGCCGCCGGGUCAGCUCGCACAGGGAUGGGCAACCCUUCCAAACACCGACGAACACGUCUGGCUCGUCCUCACCAAGACCGCGCUCACCUACGCCAAGGAACAACCCAACGAGACCCGAAACACCCUCCGGAACGUCAAACUCACGAAAGGAAGGGACGGCCUUGGCCUCACCGUCAAGGGCGGCAAGGACGCGCAGCACUCGGCAGUGGUCAACUCGGUCGCGCCAGACGGCCCCGCGGCGCAGUCCAAGCAGGUCUUUGCAGGCGACGAAAUUGUCGAGGUGGACGGCACCAACAUUCGCGAUCUGUCGCAGCGCGACGUCCUGACCAUUCUGAAAAAGACAAGCCGCCACGUCCGACUGCAGCUCCAGUUCAAUGCCGUCUCGCGUGCGCACUACGUGACGAUGAUUCCCGAAAGCGAACUGCUUCCUGCUGCUACUGUGGAUCUUGGCGAGACUGUCAAGCUGGAGCGAGCGAACAAGACUGUCCUGACGCUGCGAUCGGACGCUGGUCAGGAAGUCAGCUUCAAGUUCCUGGACGCUGCGCGCACCGACGAGUGGGCGGCCAAGUUGGCUCCUACCGUGUAUGCCGAGCCGUCUCCCGCCGCCCCUGCCGCGGACACUGCAGGCGACGGUUCUGGCAGCCCCAACCGCAGUCGUCGCACGUCGGAAGUGAGCUCGGCGCGUGAUUCCAUCGCCGCUGCUGUCGAGUCAAUUGUAGGCGAGGAGGGCGCUAGCAACAACAGCAGCAGCAGCAGCAGCGCCGCCGCACCUUCGACGCCGAGCCGUCCACUCUCGUCCAUGUUUGACAAGGAGUCCAAUCGCUCCACCAAAGAGUCCAAGGAAGCGCGAGAGGCCAAGGCCUUGCUCAAGGAGGCCGAGAAGCGCAAAAAGAAGGAGGAGAAGGAUCGCGCCGAGCGAGAGGCCGAAGAGGCACGCAAGCAAAAGGAGGAGUCAAAGCUGGCGGCGCGUCGCGAGAAGAAGGUUGUGCCUGGCGCCGGCUCAAAGCGUGCCAGCAAGCUCUUCAACAAGGCGGACAUUGUUCGCGUCGACACGCCACCUCACCUCAACCUGACCGGGCUGAGCUCUUCCGCGGGCAGCUCGCGCGCGUCUGCCUUUGAGCUCGGUAGCGGCGAUGCGCUCAACCGCUCCUCGGAGGCAAUCUCCGAAGACGCGGCACUUUCGGCGCACAUGCCCAUCAACAAGCGCCACACGAUCGCCUACGAGCCGGGCCUGACAUCUCCCAUGACGCCCAACUCGCCCAACUUUUCCCGCAUGGUGGCCGCCACCGCCGCCAACCAGCAGCAGCAGCUGCAGUCCACUUCUGGCACGUACUCGUAUGCCGAAAGCGAACAGUCCUCACGCGACUCGCCCGCCGUCACUGGCUCUAGCACUCCUCGCAACUCGCACUCGCGCCAGACGUCCGAGUCGCUUGCUCACUCGCGCCAGACAUCCGAGUCGCUUGCGCACUCGCGCCAGACGUCCGAGUCGCUGCCCAGCCCUGGUCCCUUGCUCGGGGCCAAUCUGGACCAUGUGAAAGAGUACGCACUGGACGAUAGCUCGCGGCCAGCUUCCCAACGCCAGCCAUCGGUCGAACCCGCAGAGUCGCCACUCAAGACACCCACGUCCAGCACCGGCCGCGGUAGCACCCUUGUGAAGGAGCCGACAGCCUUGCGGGCCAACGCAAACGCCAAUCGCCCCGUGCCCACUGUCGAUCCCGUCGAGCGCUCGCUGGGUCUUGCGACCAAGUCCACGCUCUCUGGUGCCGACGCAUACCGCGAAAUCCUGCAACGCAUGGCCGACAAGAAGAAUGCCGAGCGCACUGCCACGCUUGCCGCCUUCCGCGCCAAGGUUGCUGCUACCGAAGUUCAGGAUCGCGAGCAGAAGGCGUCGCAGCUGCACGCUUUCACGGACAACAGCGACCUUGAUUUUAAGAAGAUGAAGGCCAAGCAGCACGCCGAGGUCGUCGCCAGCAUUGAGAAGUCGCGCGAGGCUGUCGCCGUGGUGGAUGUCAAAAAGUCCAACGAUCGUGAAGCCAUUCUGUCCCACUUCCGCAUCAAGCUCAAGAUUCCAAGCCGCCCGCGUGUCAAGCGCAACGAAUCCCGGCUCAGCAAGAAGAACACGUCGCGCAAGUCCGUCAUGAACGAAAGAGCCCAGAAGGCUGCCAAGCGGCGUGCGCGUCGCAUGUACAUUGUUCAAGAGAUUCUUUCGACGGAGCAGAGCUAUGUUCAAGGCUUGGCUGUGGUUCAAGAGGUCUUCUUGAACCCCCUCAAGGCGAGCGCUGUUUCUGCAAAGCCGCUGUUGAGCGAAAACGACAUUAAGAAGAUCUUUGCCAAUUUCGAAACAAUCUUGACUCUGAACACCAAGUUCCUGAACGACUUUAAGAAGCGCAUUGACAACUGGACCAACGAGCAAGUUGUUGGUGAUGUCUUUUUGGAAGUGGCCAACUUCUUCCGCCUGUACGCACAAUACGUCAACAACUUCCCAGUCGCCAUGAGCACCAUUGAAAAGCGUACCACCCAGUCGGCGGCAUUCCGUGAAUUUUUGCGCGCGAGCGCUGCCCGUCCAGAAUGCAAGAGCUUUGGUCUGAAGGAGAUUAUGCUCACGCCCAUUCAGCGCAUCCCUCGCUACAAACUGCUCUUGGAUGAUCUCGUCAAGCACACUGAAAAGGAACACCCCGACUUUGAUACACUCCGUAAAGCCGUCGAGGCCAUGAAGGCGCUUGCCCAGUAUCUCAACGAAGCCAAGCGCGAGGCCGAAAUGCGCCGGGAAAUGCUUGACAUCACUGAACGCAUCCGCGACUGCCCUAUGCUCAUCACCCCCAACCGCAAGUUCCUUGCCGAGUUUGACAUGGAAGAAUUGACUUUGAAAUCGACGGACGGCUCACGCUCGCGUGCAUUCCGCGUAAAGAGCGACUGCCAAGUCUUCCUGUUUGACGACAUUGUCGUCAUCACCAAGCGAUCCGGUGCCAAUUCGAGCGGUAAUGAAAAGUCCAAGACUGCGCUUGAUAAGAAGGCGCUCAAGAAGGUUACGUUUGAGUCCAUGAUGUCUGUGGCGGAAAUAUCGCUCAAGGAGGUUUCCUGGUUUGCGACGACUCCAGAGUUGGUGAACGCCUUCCAACUCAAAAAGUUCCCCAAUACUGAGCGCACUUUCCGCGUGUCAAAUCCCAAGAACAAGGCCGCGUUCGUCAAGGCCUUCCAGGAUGCACAGGCCGAGUUCCGCAAGGCCAUGUCUGCGGACGGCGGCUUGCAGCGUGGGCCAGCCGCUCAUCCCGUCUCGGAACCGCCGUCCGGCGAGUCUUCUUCAACUUCUCUUGCCACCCCUACCACUCUUAUCACAGUGUCUGCCACCUCAAACCCCAACCUUGCCGGUUCAGCGUCAUCCUCCAAGGUUCAGCUGGAAGCCCCAGUUGCCAACGUUCACUUUGCCAAGGACAAGGACAAGAGCAAGCAAAAGAAGAAGCACACGCGUUCUGCCAGCACCAACGUUCCUUCGGGAAUUGCGGCUGCGAUCGGCGUGACUUCAACAGGAGUUUCGCUGCUGGUUCCGGGCAGCACUCCCUCGGAUCGUGCGAGCGUCGUUGAUGUUUCGGACGACGAGGAUGCAAACACUGACAACCGCGCUUCCCGAGUGUCGCGCACGCCCUCUGCAGCCGAGCGUCAGAACGUGGUGUCCAAGACCAUCAACGCCAUUCGCAAGGUGACGUCGUCGACCGAAAGCAAGAAAGGUGUGUAGUCGAUCUGCUGUGUGUGUGCUAGUUUGGCAGAGGUG